Molecule: messenger RNA, 2997 nt
Organism: Xenopus laevis (African clawed frog)
Lineage: Eukaryota; Metazoa; Chordata; Amphibia; Anura; Pipidae
Product: mucin-5AC-like
Exons: 22
Source: RefSeq, a predicted model, not a curated record
CCUGCACAUAAUGGAUAUGUCUGCAGUACAUGGGGCAAUAACUAUUUUAAGACCUUAGAUGGGGAUAUCUUCUACUUCCCUGGAGAAUGCAACUACUUGUUUUCUUCAAACUGCAAAAGUGUCACUGAGGACUUUAACAUCCAGAUCAGACACUCUGUUGUGAAAGGUCUUCCCACAGUUAGCCACAUUGGUAUGAAGAUUGAAGGGGUAUUUAUCGAAUUCACCGAAGGAACCAUUAAAUUCAAUGACAAUGUGGUGGAUCUGCCAUACAGUUUUUCAGGAAUUCAGAUUGAUAGAAGUGGACCAUACAUCAGAGUAAUUUCCAAAGUGGGCCUGGAAUUUAAGUGGAAUGAAGAUGACGCUCUAAUGUUGGAACUGGAUGAGAAAUAUCGCAACAAGACUUGUGGUCUAUGUGGGGACUUCAAUGGAAUUCCAACUUACAAUGAGUUCAUGUUUAACGAUGUUAAGUUGACUGAUAAUCAUUAUGGGAACAUGCAGAAGAUCAAUGGUCCUACUGAAACAUGUGCAGAUGUGCUUGAGGUUCCUGAGGAUAAGUGCACUGAUUUGAGCAGCAUUUGCCAGGCGAUCUUGAAAAGUGCAUCAUUUUUAUCAUGCAACCGUCUUGUAGAUCCUGCUCCAUACAUAGAUGUCUGUGUACAGGACCUAUCUUUACAAUGUAGUUACAACAUGCAGUACAGAGAAUGUGGAGCAGCUUGUCCAGACACCUGCAGCAAUCCUGACCGCUCAUUAUCCUGUGACAGACACUGUACAGACGGUUGCUUUUGUCCAGCAGGAACUGUGUGGGAUGACAUUAACAACUCAGGGUGCAUUCCCAGCUACCAGUGCUCCUGUGCUUAUAAUGGAAACAUAUAUAGCUCUGGAAGUUCCUAUUUUGCACAGUGUCAGUCAUGCACAUGUUUUAGAGGAAAAUGGAAAUGUGUUGAACGAGAUUGCUCUGGAUCAUGUUCAGUUAUUGGAGGAUCUCACAUCACCUCCUUUGAUGUCACUCGUUACAACUUUUUUGGUGAUUGCAGCUACGUCUUGACAAAGGCAUAUGACAACCAGUUCAGCGUCGUGGGAGAAUUGUCAAAGUGUGGACUUAAAAAUACUGAGACUUGUUUAAAAAGUAUUGUAAUCUAUUUAGAGUAUGGAAAUUACACCAUUAAAAUUCAAUCCACUGGCAGUGUAGAUGUGAACACAAUCUUCUCCCAGCUACCAGUCUCAUCAGCAAGUGUAACCAUCUUCAAGCCUUCAACCUUCUUCAUCAUUGUGGAAGCAGCUGCAGGACUUCAGGUGGAGAUACAGCUUGUCCCAGUAAUGCAAGUGUACAUUUAUUUACAGCCAAAGUGGAGGGCACGAGUGUCUGGACUCUGUGGCGAUUACAAUAGUAUUCAAAUGGAUGACUUCAAAGUACUUAGUGGAGUUAUUGAAGGGACGGCCUCCUCUUUUGGUAAUACCUGGAAGACCCAAGCAAGCUGCCCUAAUGCCUUAUCAUACUUUGAUGACCCUUGCUCACUCAGUGUUGAAAAUGCAAAUUAUGCUCAAUUCUGGUGCUCAAAGUUGACUGACCCUGCAGGACCUUUUACAGCAUGCCAUUAUAGAGUGGAUCCACUAAUAUACAAAACGAACUGUAUGUUUGACACUUGCAACUAUGGCAACAGUCAAGACUACAUGUGUGCGGCUCUCUCAGCUUACGUACAUGCUUGUGCUAGAAUGGGAGUUCUCAUAACAGAAUGGAGAGAUACUUACUGCAAUUCAUACACCACCAACUGCCCAAGUACACUGAGUUACAGCUACAACAUAUCAACCUGCCAGCCUACCUGCCGCUCCCUCAGUGAGCCUGAUGUCACAUGUAAUAUCGACUUUGUGCCCGUUGAUGGCUGUGUCUGUACAAAUGGAACCUACCUUAAUGAGCAGGGUUUCUGUGUUCCUCAGGAAUCAUGUCCUUGCUAUUUCAGGGGCACUGUAGUGCCAUCAGGACAUACAAUUACUGAAUCUGGAGCCUUGUGUACCUGCAGCAUGGGGAAACUAGACUGCAUUGGAAAACCUGAUAUUAGGAAAGAGUGUAAAUACCCUCAGGUCUAUUUUGACUGCUCUAACAAAGCUGCUGGUACCACUGGCACAGAAUGUGAGAAGAGCUGUCAAACUCUUGAUAUGUACUGUUACAGUGCUCAUUGUGUGUCUGGCUGCAUGUGCCCUGAAGGAUUCGUAGCAAAUGGAACUGGCGGGUGCAUUCCAGAGUAUGAGUGCCCAUGCAUGCACAACAAUAACCUCUAUGAAGAUGGGUCUACAAUCAGAGUUUCAUGCAAAACCUGCACCUGUAAAAACAGAAUGUGGAAUUGCAAUGAUGAGACUUGUCUGGGAACCUGCGCUGUGUAUGGAGACGGCCACUAUUACACAUUCGACAGCAAGAGAUACAGUUUCAGUGGCGACUGUCAAUACGUCCUGGCUCAGGAUUAUUGUGCAAGUGAUCCCAAAAAAGGUACUUUCCGCAUCAUCACAGAAAACAUGCCAUGUGGUAGCACAGGAACCACUUGUUCCAAAUCUAUCCGGUUCUAUAUUGGAAAUAAUGUACUAGUACUUGCUGAAGGCAAAUUUGAAGUGCAGAAUGCAGAUUCUGGAAACUCUGUGCCAUACAAAGUGCACCAGAUGGGCAUCUUUUUGGUGAUCGAGACUCUGAAUGGAAUCGUUCUGGUGUGGGAUAAGAGAACAAGUAUUUAUAUUAAGCUCCACCCAGAUUUUCAGGGUAAAAUUUGUGGAUUAUGUGGAAACUAUGAUGGAAACGCUAUAAAUGACUACACCACCAGAAGUCUAUCAGUGGUUGCUGAUGUACUGGAAUUUGGAAACAGCUGGAAACAAUCCGCAAGUUGUCCUGCUCCUAAAGAUUUUGGAGAUUCGUGUGCAGCCCAUGCAUACAGGAAGCCAUGGGCAGAGAAAAAGUGCAGUGCUAUUAUUGGGUCCACCUUUGUGGCUUGCCAUGCUUUUGUAAGUUUGUGA